GAUUUGAAACUCGUGAAAACCAUCAUGAAUUUAGAAAUUGAUUUGGAAAACGUGUGCAGGAUCUGCCUAUCGGAAUCCGAUUCGAAACCCUCCUUGCACCACAUCUUCUGUGACAUCAUCGUGGAAGGAACGUUGGUGUCCUUCCCGUACGUGGUCGACUUUUGCUUGGAUUUGAAGAUUGGGCAAGAUGCAGAAGGUGCUCCCAGCAAGAUUUGCCAAGCUUGCCGCUCGCAGUUGGUCCAGUUUUACUCGUUCAAGCAAAAGAGCCACAGGACGGACAAGCUAAUCCACUCGUUGUUGCCAACCGAGCCGCGACCUCAAACGAAAGUAGAAUUAUGCUCGGUCAAGGAAAACACUUUCAUUUACGAACUGUCCGAGGAGUUGUUGAGCGAAUCAGAAGGGACCCCGUCGUUGGUGGCCGAACCGAACGCCGGCUCAUUAGUCUAUGAUAACGAGGAAUUCAUGCUAGAAGACGAGCUCAUUGAGGAAUCAGUGAUGCACCUCGAAACAUCCCCUUCUAUGGAGCAGUAUGAUGAUUCAUUGGAAAACGAAAGCCAGAUCCAACAGGACACUGUAGAGGCAGGAGAAGAGGGUACGGAUGCUGAAUCAAGUAAUAUCGAGGAAGGUGACUUUGAAUCAAAUAAUGCCGAUAGCACAACCCACUUCGAAGAGCCAAACAAACAAGUGCAGCUAGUAAGUGUCGUUCCGGUUCCAAAUAAUACGAUGGGAAAGGAAUUAAAAUGUACCAUCUGCGCCACAACCCACCCAACGAAAAGUUGUUUGAAGCGGCAUGUGCGAAAACACAGGAACGCUGAUAUUCUGCUCAAGCACAUGAGCUUCUACUCCUGCGAGGUUUGCCAUUCGCUGUAUCUGAACGAAGAGGAGCGAAACGAACAUACGCAAGCAUGUGCCAAUUCGUUCGCAAACAAUGAUGAAACACUAUCGGAGCGCGGUCAGCAUCUUGAUGAUGGUGGAGGGCUGUGUGGCGUCUGUAAUGUGUCCUAUGUCCGCAGCGAACUGUUGAAACACCACAUGAUACUGACGCACUUGCACAAAUAUCCCUGCCCAUAUGUGGACUGUGGCUGCGAAUACCAUUCACUAGCAGUGCUCGCUCUUCACCUUACCAACAAGCACGCACAAUCGACGGAAUCCACCUGCUGCCAUCGGUGCAAAGAAGAAGUUCCUCGAGAAUCCAUGGAACAGCAUCUAGAAUCGUUCUGCAAAGCUAACAAGCAAUUCGAUUGUACACACUGUGAUAAAACAUUCCUAUCCUCUCGAGCCCGUGCACAACACCUCAAGCAACUGGAGCAAAGGUUCCAGUGUACGCUGUGUGGGAAGUCGUUCGCUGCGCUGGCGUCAUUGCGAUCACAUCAACUAAUACACACGGGAGAAAAACCGUUUCUUUGCACCGUUUGCGGAAAGUCGUUUAAGACGGCCAGCCACCGGUCCGCUCACAUGGAUACGCACAUUAAGGGAAAGUCGUUCAAGUGUGAUUUGUGUGGCAGGUUUCUGCAAUCGCGUGGCUGCUUCCGGAACCAUGUGAAACGACACCGGACGGAGAAGAGCCAUCGGUGCGAUAUCUGCGGCAAAAUGUUCUACUGCAAGUACAGUGUCCGGGUGCACCAGAAGGAGGUACAUAAGAUGAAAACUGUUACUCAAGCGGAUGAAUGAAAGAGGAAGGGGGCAUUUUCGUUGUCGAACCUGGUUACUUAAUGUAUGAA
This is a messenger RNA of Anopheles aquasalis, 1721 nucleotides long. Its product is annotated as zinc finger protein 26-like. Gene Ontology annotation, cellular component: nucleus. The record is from RefSeq and is a predicted model, not a curated record. Gene Ontology annotation, molecular function: RNA polymerase II cis-regulatory region sequence-specific DNA binding; zinc ion binding; DNA-binding transcription activator activity, RNA polymerase II-specific. Lineage: Eukaryota; Metazoa; Arthropoda; Insecta; Diptera; Culicidae. Gene Ontology annotation, biological process: regulation of transcription by RNA polymerase II.